Caenorhabditis angaria is the source of this 2738-nucleotide messenger RNA. Lineage: Eukaryota; Metazoa; Nematoda; Chromadorea; Rhabditida; Rhabditidae. The record is from the annotation of a GenBank genome assembly.
AUGUCAUCUGAAUCUUCGACUGGAAUCAGAUGUCGAACGGCAGCAAGACGAGUAUAUUUUGAAAAGGAACGAAAGGAUUAUGCUUCAAUUUCUGAAUAUGCUCAAGAAGUUAGAAAAUAUGCAAAUGCAUAUCGUCAAUGGGAAAUGACGUGUCACGAAAUUCAACAGCAACAACAAUGGAGUCAAUAUGUUAGUUUUAUUUUCAUAUUUUAAAUUUAAUAGGUUGGUUAUUUGUAUUUUUGUAGGUUACUGGACAAAAUCCCCAUUCACAACCACAACCAAAUCCACAUAUUGCUGCUCAGGCUCAUUUUGGACCAGAAACUGUUGUUAAUUUUGAGUGAGUUGUUUUCCUUGCUUUUUUUCAAAUGAAAUGAUGAGAUUUUCAGACCAGCUUCAAUUAUUCGUCGAGUUUGCGCUGAAACUGUCGAUUUUUUGAUUUGCCUAUUCUUGAAACUGCUGGUGGCAUUGUUUUUGAUUGAAAUGGAGUUGAUGUGAGUUUUUGAUAGGUGGGGUUAAUUGGGAACAAAAUGAUUUGAAGCUGAAAAGGUUUAUCAGAUGGCGUAUCCUUUGAAAAUAUUAUUACAAUAAUAUUCUAAAACAUUUUGAACAAGGCCCCACUUUUAUCAUUAUGAUACCUUGAUUUUUCAUUGGAAUUGGGAUGAAUCGUAUUUUCAUUAGAAGUUUUGAAUUACAGAAAACAGUUUUGAUUUUGGAAAACUGAAUCUGAUUCAAAAUUUUGCAUAAAACUCUUUGAUUUUAUUCUGAUUUAAAUUCAAACAUUUAUUGAUUACAAGAUAGGUGUGUGAUACCGAUUGUUUUCAGUGACAUUGAUACGUUUCAAAAAGUUAUGGAUGAUGAAUCGGAUAUUGUGGAAUUCAUGAUUGUCACUCAAGCUUUGUUACCAAUUGAAAUGGGGAGCAAAUUCGUUUGUGCUAUUUUGGAAGUAAGCAUUUUCUUGUUGAAUACUUCAGUCAAAAUGUUCAUAUUUUCAGGCAUUGAUAAUGAUGAUUGAUAUUGGACCAUGUAAAAAAGGACAAACUCCAGGAAAAUGGAUCACCGGAAUUCGUGUAAUUGCAGCUGAUCGCAUCAGCGAUUCAAACAUUCCUAAUUUUGUGCAAGUUCAUAAUCCGAAAGAGAUAAGCUUGAAACAGUUAGUUUUUGAUUAUUUUUUGCCCAAUUGAAAUCCAAAGACUUGUUUUUUUCAGAUCAUUUGGUCGAUCGAUUUUCAAAAACAUUGUAGUCAACAGCUUGUUCCCAUUCACAACUCUUGCAUUCAAUAUGUCGUUGACUCGUUCUUUGUAUGAUUCUAUGUUAAAAACCAUUGUAGUUAUGAGUUAGUUCAGAUUCUUUUUAACGAAUGUAUAUUUCUUGUACACUUGAAAUUAAUAAUUUAUUUUGAAUUUGAUAAAAUACAUCAUAGAUAUAAUCAAAAACAUAUACAGUUUGUGAAUAAAGUUGAAAUUUAAACAUAGAAGCAACACAACUUGGCGGAUCUACACAGUUUAUUGAAGUUUCCAUCUCUGUACCCAAACAUCUAACCGUAAGUUUUGCGAGCUGACACAAUUUCAAGCGUGAGAAAAAAUAUUAAAAAAAAAGAUUCAGCGAAAAAAUCUUCUUGAUCUACUUCAAAAGCUUAUGAAAACAACCUAUUUUAACGAAAAUAUAUUUGAACAUUUUUUGGCGCUGUGGAUUUCAUAACACUUUUGAAAAAACAAUAUUUGGGUCCUUCCUCCCCAAUUAUUGAUCACAAGAUUUUUCUAGAACUGUGGAAAAAAACAAUGACUCAUAUUAUAGGAGGCAGAGUUAUGCAAUAGUUUCAUUCUGUUUUUCAUUCGCAUUAUGUUUCGAAAAUCUUUCUCAUUUUUUUUCGUUAUUUAUCUGAAAAUUUUCUUUAAAUUAAAACAAUGCACUAGCACAUUUCAUUUUUCAAGAGUAAAGGUAGAUCGGUAUUUGAGUGCCCAGGAAAAUAGUACACUGCGGAUUGUUUUAUGUUUAUGGGAGUAUUUUUGAUUACAAUAGUAUGUGUCAGUAUUUUCAGAAUUCACAAUUUUUUAAUCACAAAUCCCUCUUUCGAAUCUCUCAUUUUUCAUUUCGAUGCAAUGCAAUGAGUAAAAGCUUUGCGGUCCUAUUUUUGAAGAAAAUAUCCGUAUUUUAAAAAUAGUCAUUGCUCAAAAUUUCUUCAUGUAUUUGUCGCUAUCUCAUACAACUAGAAAUUAAAAUUGAAUCACUUUCCAGUUUCCAAAAUGGCCAACAACAUUGGUUUGUUUUCCAAGAAGACUGUCGAUGAGAUAGAAUUGAUUGAAAAAGGUUAGCUUUACGAAAAUGCUAGAUUUAUUUUAGAAUGUUAUAUUUUCAGAUGUAUCAAAAGCAGGGGAUUCGACUAUGCAUGACAAUCAUAAUGCAACUAUUCUUGACAUUGAUUCGAUCAAUGACGAAGAAAUUGAUGAUGUUGUUGAGACAGGUAGCGAAUUCAUUCAAAAACAAACAAUUAAUAACUUUUUUAAUUUCAGCAUCUUCAGAGAACAGUGACUUUGAGGAUCCAACUAUCGAUAUCGAUGAUACAACUGGACUUUUGGAAGGUAGAGUUUUUUUUUCAUAUUGGCAGAAUAAAUAAUCUAGAUGAUUUUUCAGGCAUUUCAAAUGACAAUAACAAUGUUCAAUUGUUGAUCAAGAAGAUUGCAAAGAGUCUUUUGGUUUUUGCAACAGCUUUUCUUAUUUUUUACAUCUUCGUUUUCUAA